UUGUUCUUUAUUUAUGAAUUCUUCCUCCUUCUUUCCCUAACCAGUCCUCACCUUCUAUUCUCUUUCUACAAACCAAUUCAGUUCAGCGACCAUUAAUCUUAAAAAGAUGGAUAGAAACUCUACAUUCUCCAUUGCAUUCAUCUGCAUUAUUGUUGCUACUGUAGGCGGCCAGUCUCCGGCAUCUGCUCCUACUUCCGCUGUGACUCCGACCGCAACUCCACCGCCUAUUGCUACUCCACCACCAGCCAUUCCUCCACCUGUGGCUACACCACCACCAAUCACUCCUCCUCCGGUUGCUUCCCCGCCACCAUCCGUUUCUCCUCCGGCACCACUUGCAUCUCCACCGGCUGAGGUUCCAACACUGGCACCAAGUCAGGAGGAAACAUCACCGGCGCCAUCACCUCUACUUUCUACUCCUGUAGGAGCUCCAGGACCUAAUGUAGCACCGUCACCUAUUUUGGCUGCUUCUGAUCAGAAUGGGGCUGAGAAGAUUGGUAGAAGCUUGAUGAUGGGGUUCAUUUUGUUACCAUGUUUACUGCUCUAGAAGAGAAAAAGAAGAAUUUCCACUUUUAAGUUAAUUAUCGUCAUUAUUAUUUUAUUAUCAUUGGACUUUGAGAUUUUGAUGAAUUCUUUUUUUGAGAAUUUUUUGUCUUCUUCUUUAUUUACAUGAACAGAUCUUUGUACCGAGUUGAUUAUUAGUUGUUUAUUAUGUGAACUUUGAAUUUUUCUUUA
Molecule: messenger RNA, 732 nt
Organism: Impatiens glandulifera
Lineage: Eukaryota; Viridiplantae; Streptophyta; Magnoliopsida; Ericales; Balsaminaceae
Product: classical arabinogalactan protein 4-like
Exons: 2
Coding region: 107-544 (145 amino acids)
Cellular component (GO): plasma membrane
Source: RefSeq, a predicted model, not a curated record